AUGCCAAUACAACUUGGUAGACAAAAAUGCCUCCAGAUGUUGAAUACAUUUAUCGUCGGCAAAGGUAGUGGGUUGUGCAUUGGAGAGUUAGGAAAACUCACAAAUCUUCGGGGAUCACUUUCAAUAUUUGAGCUUCAAAAUAUUGAAUCUUCUACUAAUGUUCUGAAUGUAACAAGCUUAAGGGAUAAAAAAUAUCUCGAAGAGUUGGUAUUGAGAUGGAAAUAUGCAUCUCUUUAUCUAGAAAGCUGUAAAUAUUGCAGCAGCUUGCCACCGCUUGGGCAACUACCCUCUCUGCAAAACCUCUCUAUUGUUGGGUUUGAUGAAGUUGUUAGAGUGGGACAUGACUUUUGUGGCAGUGGUUCUUCUUCAGUUAAGCCAUUUGGUGCCCUUAAAGUUCUUUGGUUGAUGGAGAUGCCAAAGUGGGAGGAAUGGGUUUCUUUUGGUGAUGAAAAUGGAGGUGGAGCUUUUCCUCAACUUGAGAAGCUUUAUAUUAGGAACUGUACUAAGCUAACAGGAGGGUUGCCAGUCCAUCUUUCUUCUUUAUCCAAACUUGAUUUUAUUAAAUGUCCGCAGUUGGUGACUCCACUCCCAUUGACUCCUACUAUUCGUGAAUUGGAGUUCAGCGAUUGUAAUGAGAUGCUAUUAAAGGAAUUGCCAAUUGGAAUGGAGAAGAUCGUAAUUAAAGGAUUUAAUGCCCUAGAGUCCUUACCGAAAGGAAUGAUAGACUCCAACGACAGUCUUCAAGAGUUAAAAAUCUAUAAGUGUUCUUCACUUAUGUCCCUUCCAAAGGAUGGUCCUCCCUCUUCAAUAAAAAUCCUUUAUAUUUCCGAAUGUAAGAAGUUGGAGCUCUCAACACACUUGGACCAUUCAUCCCUUGAAAAAUUGUGUUUGUGGAAUUGUGGUUCUCUCAAGUGCUUUCCAUUAGAUUUAUCUCCAAAGCUUUAUAACAUCAAAAUCAAAGGGUGUAGCAAUCUGGAAUCUCUUACCGUUCCAGAAAAUUAUGAACAUGAUUUAGUCACCUUGCAGAUUGAUCUAUCUUAUUGCCCUAAUUUUGUAUCUUUUCCCAAAGAAGGAUUGCGUGCCCCAGCCUUAUAUUGUUUUUUUUUUUUUUGA
Messenger RNA from Alnus glutinosa, 1113 nucleotides. Its product is annotated as putative disease resistance protein At3g14460. NCBI's taxonomy places the organism in Eukaryota, Viridiplantae, Streptophyta, Magnoliopsida, Fagales, Betulaceae. The record is from RefSeq and is a predicted model, not a curated record. The transcript has 2 exons. The coding region runs from base 1 to 1113 and encodes 370 amino acids.